ACUCACCAGCUCUGAUCCUUCUUUCACAUUACUGGCUUCCAGGGAAUCUUUUCAAUGCAUAGAGUCAGUCAUAUUGACACCUGCUGCCCACUUAAAGCUUCUCAGCCACAACAUCAGGCAAAAGGAAUCUAAUGAUAGAAGUUAGGUUCGCUGAGGGAGUAAGAAUUGAUGACAAAAGGGCAUGAGAGACUUCCUGGGUGCUAGAAAUAAUCUGUCUUGUGUUGUGCAGUGCUUACCUGGCCUGACCAUACAUAAAAAUGAGCUACACAUUAAGAGAGUGCAUUUUACUUCAUGAUAGCUCAACUUUAAAAAGAGAGCUCGCAGCAGCUCUGUCAACGCUACAGGUGCAAACCCAAACUCCUGAGAAUAGCCCACAGAUUCCUUUGCAUCCACCCCACCCCUAGUCAUAGGUGAAGCAUCUUCGUGUGAUACCCAUCUGAUUUUCCCAAGGAUGUGACUCUUCCACACUCAUUCAGAAUCCUAAGCCUAGUCUGCCCUACUAGUUAACUGUCCCAGUAGAUGGGAGUCAGGCAAUGGCUGAUGCAUAGGCCCCUCAGACAUCUGUUGAAUGAAAGCAUAAAGGUUGACUUUGUAUUUGCUGAGCUGGAUCAUCUUUACUGAAAAACUUUCUCCCUCCAGCCUUCAGGAUGUGUCCCCAGUGAGAGGAAGGCUCUUGCGCAAUGGCAGUUUUUGACACUCCUGAAGAGGCCUUUGGUGUCUUACGCCCUGUCUGUGUUCAGCUCACAAAGACCCAGACAGUGGAGAACGUGGAGCACCUGCAGACGCAGUUGCAAGCUGUGAGUGACUCAGCCCUCCAGGAACUUCAGCAGUACGUCCUCUUCCCCUUGCGGUUUACUCUGAAGACCCCAGGUCCCAAAAGAGAACGCUUGAUCCAGAGUGUGGUGGAAUGCCUCACUUUCAUCCUGUCUUCAACAUGUGUGAAAGAGCAGGAGCUUCUUCUAGAACUCUUCUCCGAACUUUCUACCUGCCUCUAUUCCCCCAAGUCCCAAAAGCCCGCAGCCGUGUCCGAGGAGUUGAAAUUGGCUGUGAUCCGGGGCCUUAGCACCUUGAUGCACUCAGCUUAUGGGGACAUCAUUCUGACUUUCUAUGAGCCCUCCAUCCUGCCUCGUUUAGGAUUCGCUGUGUCUUUACUGUUAGGCUUGGCAGAACAGGAGAAAUCAAAGCAAAUUAAAAUGGCUGCCUUACAGUGUUUACAGGUCCUCCUCCUUCAGUGCGAGUGUCAAGACCAUCCGAGGUCCUUGGAUGAGCUUGAGCAACAGGAGCUGGGGGAUUUGUUCGCAUCUUUCUUACCAGGAAUCUCAACUGCGCUGUCAAGGGUGAUCACAGGAGACUUUAAACAAGGCCACAGCAUUGUCGUCUCUUCCCUGAAGAUCUUUUCCAAGACAGUGGGCUUGGUUAUGGCUGAUGAACAGCUCAGAAGAAUCUCAAAGGUCCCAACAAAGCCUGCCGCUGAGCACAGAGUUGCAGAGCUGAUGGUUCACAGAGAAGAGGUUUGGGUAAAAAAUACCAGUAACAAGCUGGGAAUCCUUAUUAAGAAGAUAAUUGAGAGUGUUUCAGUUCACCCACAUUGGAAAGUAAGGCUGGAACUAAUAGGCCUUGUGGAGAACCUUCUUUUGAAGUGCAGUCAGUCCCUGGUUGAAUCUGCUGGUCCACUCCUGAAGGCUUUAGUGGGCCUAGUAAAUGAUGAGAGUCCUGAAGUUCAGGCCCAGUGUAGUGCAGUCCUAAGACAGUUUGCUGAGCAGAAAGUCGUGGUGGGCAACAGAGCCUUUGCUGACAUCUUGUCAGAGAGCCUACACUCCCUGGCCACAUCGCUUCCCCGCCUAAUGAACUCCCAAGAUGAUCAAGGCAAAUUUUCUACUCUCUCCUUGUUACUCGGGUAUCUGAAACUCUUGGGCCCCAAAGUAAACUUUGUUCUCAACUCGGCAGCCCAUCUCCAGCGCUUGUCCAGAGCACUCAUCCAAGUUCUAGAACUAGAUGUGGCCGAUGUCAAAAUCGUGGAAGAGCGGCGCUGGAACUCCAGUGAGCUGAGUGCUACUCCAGAGGUCCCAGUUGCACAGCCCUGGAACCAGGUCCAGAGGAGAUAUUUCCGCUUCUUCGCGGAUGAGAGAGUUUUCCUCCUCCUGCGGCAAGUUUGUCAGCUCCUUGGCUAUUACGGGAACCUGUAUUUGCUCGUGGAUCACUUUAUGGAACUAUAUCGGGAAUCCAUGGUUUACCGGAAGCAAGCUGCCAUGAUUCUGAAUGAACUGGUUAUAGGGGCUGCUGGGCUGGAGAUAGAAGAUCUUCAUGAAAAACACACUGGAAUAAACCGAGAAGAGCUGCGAGAGAUUGUGACAUCUAUCCUUGAAGAAUAUACAAGCCAAGAAAACUGGUAUUUGGUCACGUGUAUUGAAGCUGAAGAGGAAGAAGAGCUCACACUGAGGCAGUCAGGCCUGCAGGCCAUCGCAUCUGCUGCCCACACCUGCCAAGUUACUUCUUUUCCAGCCUUGUCAAAGCCAAGUCCCACUAUUUGUUCAAUGAACAGCAACAUCUGGCAAAUAUGCAUCCAGUUAGAAGGGAUUGGCCAGUUUGCUUACGCACUAGGAAAAGACUUCCAUUUGCUCUUGAUGUCAGCCCUCUACCCAGUACUGGAAAAGGCUGGGGACCAAACACUGCUCAUUAGUCAGGUGGCCACCAGCACCAUGGUGGACAUUUGCCAUGCCUCUGGCUACAACUCCCUGCAGCAGCUCAUCAACCAAAAUUCCGACUAUCUGGUGAAUGGCAUCUCUUUAAAUCUACGUCAUUUGGCACUGCAUCCUCAUACCCCAAAGGUCUUAGAAGUUAUGCUGAGGAACUCAGAUGCCAGCCUACUUCCUCUGGUAGCAGAUGUGGUUCAAGAUGUCUUGGCCAGCCUCGACCAGUUUUACGAUAAGAGAGCUGCUUCCUUUGUCAGCGUUCUGCAUGCUCUGUUGGCAGCAUUAGCCCAGUGGUUCCCAGACACAAGUUUUACUGGACAAGUCCAAGAACAAAGUUCAGAGGAGGGAAAUCGCUUGCACCAAACACCAGCAGCUCUUGAGGCAAGCACUACAGCUGAAGACAUUGAACAGUUUGUGCUGAACUACCUCAAAGAAAAGGACAUGGCUGAGGGAAACAUCUCAGAUUCUGACAAUGAGGAAGAGUCGCCGCCAGUCCCUCCAGAAGUGGACCAGAAGGAUACCCAGCCAGAUGUGGAGGCACCACUGCCAGUGCAGAUCCAAAUAACCAAGGAUGUGAUGGAGCGUUGCGUCCAUUUGCUGUCAGAUAAAAACCUGAAAAUCCGCUUGAAGGUCUUGGAUGUGCUGGGUUUGUGUGUGGUAGUUCUGCAAUCCCACAAGAACCAGCUCCUACCCUUGGCUCAUCGGGCCUGGCCGUCCCUCGUGCACCGACUCACAAAUGAUGACCCACUGGCAGUGCUCAGAGCCUUCAAGGUUUUGCAGACACUGGGAGGCAAGUGUGGCGAUUUCCUACGGAGCCGGUUCUGCAAGGAUGUCCUACCAAAGCUGUCUGGUUCCCUAGCCACCCAGGCCCCUAUCAGCGCCAGGGCUGGACCAGUUUACUCACACACGUUGGCCUUCAAGCUGCAACUGGCUGUUUUGCAGGGCCUGGGACCCCUCUGUGAGAGCCUGGAUCUAGGUGAGAGUGACCUGAAUAAAGUGGCUGAUGCCUGCUUGAUUUACCUCAGCACCAAACAGCCCGUGAAAUUACAAGAGGCUGCCAGGAGUGUCUUCCUCCACUUGAUGAAAGUGGACCCCGACUUCACAUGGCUCCUCCUGAACCAGCUCUACUGCCCCCUGCCGCUCACGCCCCCCCACCCCAGCCUCCACCCUGCGCGGCUGCAGGUGGCCCCCACACAGCAGAACCCCUACGCUGCCAAUGUGUGCUGCCUGCUCCAGGAGCUGGGGUGUCCGUCCCAGGCAGACGCUGCAGCUGAAGGAGCCGCCUCCCCUCCCCGCCAGCCAGAGGCCCGGCCAAGCCACCCUGCCAACACCGGGGCAGCCGCACUGAGAAGACGGUGAAAGUGGAUCGAUGUGCAAAUUGAUCGAUCACACAACUGCUUGGAAAUUGGACUGAAGGAAAGUAGCUGACUGUUAUUUAUAUUUCAUACCUCAUGUUUUCAAAUGACAUUGUCUGGUGGCUCUGAGGGUUUAACUCCUUAGUCUCCCAUCACCACAGCCCCAUCUGCCUCCCUGGCCACACGCAUACACACCACACACACACACACACACACACACACACACACACAGGCAUGCACACACACCCCUCAGUGCUCAAGGCCAGUGGGGCUGAAUGGUGCACGUGGAUGUGUCCUCGGCCUCCCGAAGCCACGUUUAAUCGUCUCAUCUAAGCCCCUUCAGAGCUCAGCCCUCACCCCCCCCCACACCCCCCUCCUCAGUAAUGGCUGGAGUGAAUUUGUUGUACCUAACUUGUUCUUCUGAAGGAAAUAAAGUAAAGGCACUUCUUGGAUGAAAGGUGUGAUCAAGAGCUCACUUUGAAGUUUGUUACUUAAAUUGGGUGAUUUUUUUAAUGAGUUUUUUUUUCUUGAGUGGGUAACACAGAGCCACUGUAUAAAUUGCAAGCCCUGCAGAGCAGCCACUCCCAAGCCUUGUGUGUCUCCUCCCCAGAGCAGCCACUCCCAAGCCAUCCAUAUCUCCUCCCAGAGGAAGCCACUCAGAACAAUUUUUUGAAUACCUUUUUAACUAGGAGAUUGAUUUUUUUU
This is a messenger RNA of Perognathus longimembris pacificus (Pacific pocket mouse), 4753 nucleotides long. RefSeq names its product TELO2 interacting protein 1 (gene Tti1). Gene Ontology annotation, biological process: chromatin remodeling. The record is from RefSeq and is a predicted model, not a curated record. The transcript is spliced from 7 exons. NCBI's taxonomy places the organism in Eukaryota, Metazoa, Chordata, Mammalia, Rodentia, Heteromyidae. Gene Ontology annotation, cellular component: cytoplasm. The coding region runs from base 681 to 4052 and encodes 1123 amino acids.